Molecule: messenger RNA, 4689 nt
Organism: Anolis carolinensis (green anole)
Lineage: Eukaryota; Metazoa; Chordata; Lepidosauria; Squamata; Anolidae
Gene: ankrd53
Product: ankyrin repeat domain 53
Exons: 6
Coding region: 398-1885 (495 amino acids)
Biological process (GO): regulation of mitotic spindle organization; mitotic metaphase chromosome alignment; positive regulation of microtubule polymerization
Cellular component (GO): spindle pole
Molecular function (GO): protein binding
Source: RefSeq, a predicted model, not a curated record
CCCCGCGCAGCAGAACACACUGGCAGGGCCUUCUGGGAGUUGGAGUCCAUCUUCCUAACUCCCCAAUGGCUGCCCAGGCUGUCCCUCCUCCUUUCCGCCUCCUCCGAUUGGGCCGCUAUGAGGAAGACCAAGGCGGGCCUAGGCGGAUAGUCCCACCUCCUUUGUGCGGAUGCCACCAUAUUUUCCUAUUGGCUCCUCAAGCUGUCCCUUCUAUUUUUCCCUUCUUCCGAUUGGGCAACUAGGAGGACCAAGGCGGGCGUAAGCGAUUAGCCCCACCCUUUGCGCAGACGUCACGACGCCCGGCGUGGCUGUUGCCGUGGCGACGCCUCAGGGCCUGUCGGGCGCGGCCAAGCCUUCUUUUUCUUUCUCCUCCUCCUCCGCGGAGAAAGAAGCCGCGAUGGGGAGCCCCAAGGGAGGGCGGCGGAGCCGGCAGAGGGGGAAGCUGGGCCGCCUCUCCCGCGUCGGGACCGCCAGCGCCAUCUCCGCCUCCGGGAUCGGGCGCAGCCCCUCCAAGCCCAGAAGGCAGUCUUCGGCGAAGGUCCGGCCCAAAGAGGUCCACUACGCGGCCAGCGUGGGGAACGUGCACUGGCUCCAGAUGUGCCUGCAGAAAGCUGAGAACCCCACCCAGGCCGACAUCAAUGGCUUCUCUGCGCUGCACACGUCGGCUCUGCGCGGGCGCCUGGACUGCAUCCAGGUCAUGGUGGAGAAGUACAGUGUGGACGUGAACCUCCCCAGCGCGACCGGGUGGUGCCCGAUCCACCUGGUGCUGAGCAAGGAGAACGGGCCCCGGGCCCUGGAGUGCCUCACGUUCCUCCUCAGCAAAGGGGCCGACGUCAACGUGCGGAACUGGAACGGGAUGUCUCCGCUGCACCGGGCGGCCAGCGAGGGCCACGACAAGUGCAUCCAGGCCCUGAUCCGCACAGGGGCAGACGUCAACGCCAAGGACGCGGACGGGCAGAGGCCCAUCGACCUGGCCAGGAUGUGGGGCCAGCGGGCCUGUGCCAAGAGCCUCGAGAACGCCAUGUGGAAAGUGGAGAAGGACAAAGUCGCAAAGGAGAUGUGCAAACUGGACAGAAUCAAGGCGGACUGUGAGGCGAGGAGAAUGCAGUUCCUCCAGACAGAGCAGACGGAGGUGGACGUGUCCAACGCCGUGGCCUUUGACAGUUGGCUGGCCAAGAAGCGCCUGCGGCCUCCGUCCAACCGGAUCCUGUCUUACCUGGAAAGGAAGCGCCCGUCCGCCUCUCUCAGGAAGUUGUCCAAGGGGACGGUCAGCCCCAUGCCGUCCGUGGCCCUGCCGGUCCCGAAGGAGGAGGCCCCCUCCCAGGAGCGUGGGCUCCAGCCGUGGAACCCCAGCACCAGCCUCUCCUCCCGGCCGGCCACCCGCAUCUCCCGGCCCACCAUCGUCCGGCUGGGGGUCGAGCCGGAGGAGGCCGCGGCCCCGGACUUCUCCUCCUUCCUUUUCCUCGUCCGGAACGCCUUUGGGGGCCCCAAGAUCCACAUGGGCCGUGCGGGGACAGUCCCCUAUGUGCCGGACCUGCCCUUUGAGGAGCUGAAGCGUGGCCUGUUGCCCCAGCGCUGGGCCCCCCGCCCCCGCCUCCACCUCCCCAGGGACCUGCGCCCCAUGGACAUCCAAGUCCAGAAGCACAAGCGGCCCCCGGAGCCCCGGCACCGCUGGACGGACCAGCUGGCCCUCAGCCUGCGGCAGACGCUGGACCCGGGCUCUGCGCGCACCCUCAGGGCCCACCACGGCCUCUUCGCCACGGGGGGCCCCUCCCCUCCCAGGAGGGGCUCUGGCCAAGGCAAAGGGGCCGCCACGUCUUCCUCCUCCUCCUCCUCCUCGCACUCUGCUUCCCUCCUGAGCAAAACCAGCAUCUGCCAGGAAUAGCCCACCGCGUUGUCUGCCUUGCACUUGCUCUCAUUUAUUUGAAAAAGAUACGCUGCCCCAAUUGCAUCGGCAGAGAAAAGUGGCAGAGAGUGGGCACCGAGGCGUUAAAGGCGGCUUCAUCCAUUGGGCACACACAGACAGACAAAAGAAGCAGCAUUAAAGCAGGAGGCCGUUUCUGAAAUCGAGCGUCAUUACUGGGUCUGGGGGUUUGCAUGGCCGUGCGGCACUGCACCAGACAGGGCCCAGCAUGGGAUUGAAUGGCCGCCCAUUUGUGUUUUUGGAAGACGAGGAGGAUCCCAAGCACUUGGGGAGGCUCAUUACGCAGCCCGUUGUUCUGCAAUAGCGGUCCUUCCACUUGCAGUUGCCAUGUGUUCAAGUGGCAAGUGGGUUACCCUGAGAAGGAAGGAAGGAAGGCUAGAACCCAGCUCUUGGAAUCCGAGAGUGUGAAGAGACCCCAGGGGCCACCCAGCUAAGCCUUCUUUCUGCCAGGCACGGAAAGCGCAGCCAAAGCACCCUCGACAGGUGGCCAUCUGGCCUGUGCGAAAGCCUCCACUGGACUCCCAAGGCAGGGAGUUCCACUGUUGAAUGGUCAGGAACUCCUUCCUAGUGUUCAGGUGGAGUCGCCUUUCCUGGGGCUUGGGUGCCUCAUCCCCUUCCUGAAAGAGCCUCAGGAUUUGGCUUUGACUCUGUUCAAGGACCCAAGUGGAGAAAGAAAGGCCAGGGAGCAGCGUGUUGUUGGCGCCCCCUGGAGGCCGGGAGGGAGGGUCCGUGGUCAGAAGCCUUGCAGAAGACGCAGCUCACAGCCCUCCGGUCAGUGAUUGCAUGGGAUAUCCGGAUUCCACCCAGUGCUCCCCAGGAGCACCAAGAACGCAGCUUGUUUGCCUGUGAAGAUCUCUGCCACUGUGUUGGCUGUAGUUGGCCUGGAGACUAGGACACAGUGGAGCCGUGGGCUCAAACUACAGGAAAGAUCCCGCCUGGACAUUAGGAAGGCCUUCACGGCCACAGGAAGAGCUGGGGAGUCUCUUUCUCUGGAAGGCUUUAAGCAGAGGCUGGGUGGCCCUCUGUUAGGAGGGCUUGGUUGUGCUUUUCCUGGCUGGCAGAAGAGGGUUGGGUGGACUGGCGGCCUCUGGGGUCUCUUCCAACUCUGGGAUUCUGUGAACUUCUAAGGAAACGAGGAAAGGGAGGCCUCCAAGUCCCACCCGGACACCCACAGCCCUCCUCAGGCCUGGCCACCUCGGGACGACCUUUGGCUCCCUGACAAAGUCAAUGCAGCUCUAAUGCAGCCUUUUUCUUCUCCGAACGCCUUGCGCUUUAGAGGUCGGCGUCAUCUCAGAGGCCCCUUUGGGCACCCCUUGCCCGGCACCCCGGAAUCUGAAAUACUCCAAAACUCUCCACUUGGCACCUGAGGGAGCGGCACCUCCACUUUCUGAGGGUUGAGUGCACACAAACUUAGUUUCAUCCACAAAAUUGCUAAAAAUAGUGUGCAUAUAAUUACCUCCAGGCUAUUGCAUUUGGUGAAUAUGGAGUACGAAUUAAUUCUGUCUGGAGGCACGGGCUUCACUCCCAAGCUCUUAUUAUGUUCAUCUAGACAUAAUCCCUAGCACUCCUGGUCCGUGCCUUUUGGAUGAAGGGCGCUGAGGCCGUAAGACCAAACGAGAGAAGUGGUUUCGGAGAACUUAGCCAUAAACAGAACUGCCCAGAUUGGUAAAUUAAAAGGAUGCAUGUGUCUGUCUUUGCUUCCGAGGCAAAGACUGCCUCGUAUUUUUUAUUAACACGGAGCCUGUAGUGCUAAAACAGAGGCCGAAUCUCGACUGACGUAAGAAAGGAGGAGAUCUGGUGUGGGAGGGAUCCCGGGAACCCCCCCUUCCUGGCUGCUCAGGGGCCUCCCUGAACGUCCCGACCCAGAGCAGGGAGAGGACUGUCCCAGUUCUGCGGUUCUGCACCCUUUGCGGACCCGUUCCCGCCCGCCAGCAGCAGCCCCUUCUGCCUCCUCUGCGCCAGGCGAGGAGGGGGCCCUGGCAAGGGGGGGGGGCUGCCCAGGGCUUCCUUUCUGAAGAGUCAAGCCUUGAAAGGGGGGGGGGGCUAAGAAACCUGUGCAAAUCGUCACCUCUAGAUCACGCCUGCUAAGAAACGAAACAAGUCCACAGAAGCCAGUCUUGCCCCGAGAAUCCUCAAGGAGGGCUGACUUCCUGCUAAAAGAGAGGCCUCUCUCCCAAGGACGGACAGGGUCCAUUGACGCAAGGCCUUGUCUCUGGAAAUGCCACUCAAGACGGACAAAGGAACGCUGUGUCAAAGAGGAAGUGCUUUCAGGCGCUGAGAAAACUGCGGGUGGGUUCCUUGAUUGACAGCCUCCAAAGCCCACUCCACAAAGCCCGGAAUGCCUUCGCAACAAAGCGGAGAGCGGCCCGCGGAGGAAGUACCUUUUCAGAAAGUAUGUUUUGGCUUUAACAGGAACGGCGACGGGAUCCUGCGGUUCUAGAAGGCGCCGUGGAGACACACCAAACUAGUCAGCAAAGCCAGAGUGUUCUGCGCAGCGACGGCUCCAGCGCCUUCCUUUGUGGAGGCCGACUCCGCAGAAGCCCACCGUCCCUCCUUCCCAUCCGUCCGUCCGAGGGAGACUCGGGAGAGGGAACGUCCAGUGGAGCCGUCAUGGAAGGGCCGGGGAGGAGGCCGGGUCAAUACAUCUUUUGGCGGCUGGGCAAGAUGGCUUCCUUGAUGAACGAGAAGAUGACCAGGAUCCCGGAGCGCUUGCCCCGCUUCCCUUUCGUGAAGUAGUUCGAGACCACGUCGUCUAAGGGGGGGGG